GAUGGAGGAAACUAGUUGACAAACCAAGAGAAGUUUCUGUGUCUAGGGAAGCUUGGGGUUCAGCUCCUUUUACUUCAGAGAGCUUGAACUCAUUUAAUGCAGUUUUUGAAGCAUGGACUGAAUGAUUCAGUCAUUAUCAAGCCAGACUACAAACAGUGAACGGUUGCUACCAUUGCCAAAUAGGAAAAAUCUGAAGACCUUAUAAAAGCUACACAUGAAGAACAUGUCAUUUGGCACCUUCACUUUUUGAUCCCUACCGAAGACGAUGAGAAGUCACACCACAACAAUGACGACUACUUCAGUCAGCAGCUGGCUCGACUCCUCCCAGGGAGUGCGCUUUAUAACUAACCACAGCAUCCAAUCAGCACACAACGUAUCAGGAGCAUCAAAUUUUACUGCCUGUGCUAUGGAUGAAAAAUUACUCUCUAGUGUGUUAACAGCAUUCUACUCUGUUAUUUUCAUCGUGGGACUGGUUGGAAACAUAAUUGCCCUCUAUGUAUUUCUGGGUAUCCACCGCAAAAGAAAUUCCAUUCAGAUUUACCUCCUUAAUGUAGCCAUUGCAGACCUCUUACUUAUCUUCUGCCUCCCUUUCCGAAUUAUGUAUCACAUUAACCAAAACAAGUGGACGCUAGGUGUGAUUCUUUGCAAGGUUGUGGGAACACUAUUUUAUAUGAACAUGUACAUUAGCAUUAUUUUGCUUGGAUUCAUCAGUUUGGAUCGCUACAUAAAAAUCAAUCGGUCUAUUCAACAACGGAAGGCAAUAACAACCAAACAAAGUAUUUAUGUUUGCUGUACGGUAUGGACAGUUGCUCUUGUUGGAUUUUUAACUAUGAUUAUUUUAACUCUUAAGAGGGGAGGUCAUAAUUCCACAAUGUGUUUCCAUUAUAGAGAUAAGCAUAAUGCAAAAGGAGAAGCAAUUUUUAAUUUAAUUCUUGUAGUCAUGUUCUGGAUAAUUUUCCUACUGAUAAUCCUUUCAUAUAUUAAGAUCGGCAAGAAUCUAUUGAGGAUUUCUAAAAGGAGGUCAAAAUUUCCUAAUUCUGGUAAAUAUGCCACGACAGCCCGGAAUUCCUUUAUUGUGCUUAUCAUUUUUACUGUAUGUUUUGUUCCAUAUCAUGCCUUCCGAUUUGUCUAUAUUUCUUUACAGCUAAAUGUGUCAUCUUGUUAUUGGAAGGAAAUCGUUCACAAAAUCAAUGAGAUCAUGCUGGUUUUCUCAUCUUUCAAUAGCUGCUUAGAUCCAGUCAUGUAUUUCCUGAUGUCUAGUAAUAUCCGCAAAAUAAUGUGCCAACUUCUUUCUAGACGAUUUCAAGGGGAAUCGAGCAGAAGUGAAAGCACCUCAGAAUUUAAACCAGGGUACUCCCUGCACGAGGCACCUGUUGCAGCUAAAAUUCAGUCUACUUCUUAAAGCAUCUGAGAUAAACAUAUUAAAAAGCCUCUCAAUUCCUUGGAGAACUAAAAAUUACAAAACAAAGCUGUAGCAUUUACAAAGCUCAGGUCUUCUCAAAGCUAUUUUCCUACUUCUGACAUUUCACUUGCUUAACUGUAAAAUAUUUCAAGAACAAGAAAAGCUUAUGUUCAUCACUAGAUUUUAAUUCUGUAUGUAAAAUAUUUUCAAAAUAAUACUGUUAAGCUAACACUCUUGACAUAGAUUAUAAAGUUAAGUGAAAUUUAUGGCUUUAAGAACAGAAUUAAAGAAAAUGUCAUAGUUUCUCAAGUCACUAAAGUAGUUACUCAAAAUCAAGUGCCUAAUACUAAUUUAAAGUGUGUUUAAAAGUAAGCUAAAUGAUUUGAGAACCUACUUAAAAUGUCAGAAAAUAUGUUGAUUGUCAUUUAAAAAGCUUGUAAGUUUGCCACUGUAAUUCACUGAUGCCUAAGCCUCUAUAACAGAUGAAAUGAUAAUAAACUUCUACUAAAAAAUGAAA
Molecule: messenger RNA, 1919 nt
Organism: Hipposideros armiger (great roundleaf bat)
Lineage: Eukaryota; Metazoa; Chordata; Mammalia; Chiroptera; Hipposideridae
Gene: GPR34
Product: G protein-coupled receptor 34
Exons: 3
Coding region: 266-1402 (378 amino acids)
Biological process (GO): G protein-coupled receptor signaling pathway
Cellular component (GO): membrane
Molecular function (GO): G protein-coupled purinergic nucleotide receptor activity
Source: RefSeq, a predicted model, not a curated record